GUGUGGCUGCUGUUUGAGUACCCUGAGAGCAGUGGUCCGGCGCGGGGGACAGCCAUCGUCUCCGUCCUCGUCAUCCUCAUCUCCAUCGUUAUCUUCUGCCUGGAGACGUUACCGGAGUUCAGGGACGUUCAAAAGGAGCCCGUCCCCGUGGCUCCCGUUAUUAACGGCACCGAGCCGUACUUCUCCUCUCCGUUCUCUGACCCGUUCUUUGUGGUGGAGACGCUGUGCAUCAUCUGGUUCUCCUUCGAGCUCCUGGUCCGGUUCUUCGCCUGUCCCUCCAAGGCCACGUUCUCUAGGAACAUCAUGAACAUCAUAGAUAUCGUGGCCAUAAUACCGUAUUUUAUAACACCUGGCACGGAGCUGGCAGAGCAGCAGGGGAACGGGCAGCAAGCCAUGUCCCUGGCCAUCCUCAGGGUCAUCCGGCUGGUCAGGGUGUUCAGGAUCUUCAAGCUGUCCAGACAUUCCAAGGGGCUCCAGAUCCUGGGCCAGACCCUGAAGGCCAGCAUGCGGGAGCUGGGCCUCCUCAUCUUCUUCCUCUUCAUCGGAGUCAUCCUCUUCUCCAGCGCUGUUUACUUUGCAGAGGCCGACGACCCAGAUUCCGGCUUCAGCUCCAUCCCAGACGCCUUCUGGUGCGCCGUGGUCACCAUGACUACCGUUGGCUAUGGCGACAUGCACCCAAUAACCAUCGGCGGGAAGAUCGUCGGAUCGCUCUGCGCCAUCGCUGGCGUGCUGACCAUCGCCCUGCCCGUCCCCGUCAUCGUGUCCAACUUCAACUACUUCUACCAUCGGGAGACGGAGGGGGAGGAGCAGACGCAGUACCUCCACGUGGGAAGCUGUCAGCCGCUGGCGGCCGAGACGGAGGAGGAUGGGGGGAUGAGGAAGAAGAGCAGCUCUUCAUCGCUCAGUAAGAAUGAGUACAUGGUGAUAGAGGAACACAGAGCACUGAAUAGCAGCACCUUCAAAGAGCAGCAGAACUUCUCCACGACAACCAUUGCUACCAUGACAACCAUGACACAAAACAACACAGCGAACAGCAUCAGCAUUAGCAAGAAGAUUUUCACGGAUGUCUAG
Molecule: messenger RNA, 1071 nt
Organism: Coregonus clupeaformis (lake whitefish)
Lineage: Eukaryota; Metazoa; Chordata; Actinopteri; Salmoniformes; Salmonidae
Product: potassium voltage-gated channel subfamily A member 3-like
Exons: 1
Biological process (GO): potassium ion transmembrane transport
Cellular component (GO): voltage-gated potassium channel complex; membrane; axon
Molecular function (GO): delayed rectifier potassium channel activity
Source: RefSeq, a predicted model, not a curated record